AUCGCCUCGAACCCAAACGAUCACUUCCCCUUCCCCCAAAAACAAACAAACAAACCCAACCCAAUUACCCAACCAAAAGUAACGGAAAAAAAACUAGCCAAACAAGGACUUAAUUACAGUAACCUAAAAUCAAGGUUCAGUUAGUCCGAAUCCAAUUCCAACAUAAAGAAACUCUGUCACGCCCUCCAUUCAAUCAAACUUCUCCGGCAAUUCUUCAAUGGAGGGUUGGGAUCCGAAUACGAAAUCAACCCUAACUCAAAUCCCUUUGUUAACAAUCAAAGCCGGUCCACGUGACGGCGCAGCAUGGACACAGAGAUUGAAGGAAGAGUACAAAGCCCUAAUUGCAUACACAUCGAUGAACAAAUCGAAGGAUAAUGAUUGGUUCCGUAUAUCUGCUGCUAAUCCUGAAGGGACACGUUGGAAAGGGAAGUGUUGGUAUGUACAUAAUCUGCUUAAGUAUGAGUUUGAUUUGCAGUUUGAUGUGCCGGUUACGUAUCCGUCAACUGCUCCUGAACUUGAGUUGCCUGAACUUGAUGGGAAGACGGAAAAGAUGUACAGGGGAGGGAAAAUAUGCUUGACAGUGCAUUUCAAGCCGCUAUGGGCGAAGAAUUGCCCCAGAUUUGGCAUUGCACAUGCGCUCUGUUUGGGUCUUGCACCAUGGCUUGCUGCAGAGAUUCCUGUUCUUGUUGAUUCUGGCAUGAUUAAACACAAAGAUGAUGUGGCCACAUCCAGUGAAUCUUGACAAGGAGAUGAGAUUUUAGCAUGAUGAAACCUAAUCAAAAGAUACAACUGUAAACUUGAUGGAGUUAUUUGAAAGUGUAAUUUUCCCCUCAAAUUCGUCAUAAAUAAUAUCGAGGAAUUAAAGUUUCAUGUUAUCUAAGCCAGGUGAACUCGGCACUUUGAGAUGCUACCGUCGUAGCUGCUAAUUUAUUCGAACCUGUGCUUUAUGCCCUCAAA
Capsicum annuum is the source of this 957-nucleotide messenger RNA. Its product is annotated as ubiquitin-fold modifier-conjugating enzyme 1. Gene Ontology annotation, biological process: protein K69-linked ufmylation. Bases 218 to 742 code for a protein of 174 amino acids. Lineage: Eukaryota; Viridiplantae; Streptophyta; Magnoliopsida; Solanales; Solanaceae. Gene Ontology annotation, molecular function: UFM1 conjugating enzyme activity. The transcript has 3 exons. The record is from RefSeq and is a predicted model, not a curated record. Gene Ontology annotation, cellular component: cytoplasm.